AUGUCUGGAGAGUAUGCAUUUCAGCAUUACUGGUCAAAAACUACUGAGAAAGUUAUAUCAUCAAAGGACUGCACCAUCACAUCUGCACUUGUACAUCAAGGCAUUUUACCUUGCUUUCCAAUAUUACUCAUAGUGGGCAUAACCAUCGAAGCCCUUGAAAUAUAUUGUGUGGCACACCUCCGGUGUCCCCAUCUAUCCAUCCAGGUAUUUGUAAAAACAAUGUGCGACUUUCAUGGGUUUUCUAUUGCAUUCCUUCAACAAUCUUUCAACAACAAAGAUGACACUCUCGGUGCAUCUUCAGAAGUUCCUACCAGCCAGUUACUCACCAGCAGCUGUUACUUGUCUUGCAACUUUGUGGACAAGUUUUCACAGGACUUAAAUACACCUGCAGAUGAUUCAUGCAAAGGCCGUUGGAGCAAUAUGGAUGAUAUAAAGACAAAGAGAUCUUGGGGGAUCUACAAUAGAACAGGUAUCUUCGUGGCCAUCUACUGCCAUGGUUUUUGUCUACUUAUUGUAGACAUGGUGCAGAGUGGGGAACUUGCAAAAUACCCUUUAGUAGUUGUUGCCAAGUUACUUGACAUGUUUGGUAGCAAUUUGGGGGGCAGACCUCUUGCACACUCACUACAUCACACUUGUCUUGUUGGUGCAUUCCAUGGACAUGCUCACAGAUGCUUAUGUCAGCUCAUUUCACUGACAAUGUACAUCAAAGUGUGUGCGAGGAAUGAUAACUAG
Messenger RNA from Suillus plorans, 732 nucleotides. RefSeq lists its product as uncharacterized. The coding region runs from base 1 to 732 and encodes 243 amino acids. The transcript has 9 exons. NCBI's taxonomy places the organism in Eukaryota, Fungi, Basidiomycota, Agaricomycetes, Boletales, Suillaceae. The record is from RefSeq and is a predicted model, not a curated record.